UUAACAGUCUUAUUCAUAAAAAUUUAUAGAAGCUUUAUUAGCUUGUUAUAAGCAAAGUUCUCAAAAACAUCUUUCAUAAACGUUCAAUAGUGCUAUAAUGCUCUUAAAGUAUUCAAUAGCGGCUCCAUAACUUAUAACAGGCUCAACCCUACUAUAAACCCUUAAUAAAGAACAACAUGGCCGCCGUCUUGUCUUCAGAUGACAGCUGAUAAUUUGAUUGAAGUGUAGUUAAUAAUUAUUUUCGUUGAUGCUAGUGUCAUUGCAUUGUAGUUUGUAAUUAUUUGUACGUAAUUUAUUAUUAUCAUAUCAAAGUAUCAUAAUGCAAGCUCUGCAAGCUAUAGCCGCCAUCGAGAAUGUCGAAAACCCUACACGUCGCCGUCGUCAGAAGGUGUACCAGAAGAGAUUUGACCCGUUUUCUUUGCCGGAUAUCGAGUUUAAACGGCGAUACCGCUUCAGUAAAGAUACCGCAAGGUUUAUUAUUAAUCUCGUCAGGCAAGAUUUGCAACUCGAUUCAAGAGGCUGUGGUACUUCACCAGAGUUGCAAGUUUUAACUGCUAUAAGAUGCUGGGGACGUCGUGAAGUUCAAGAAGAUGGGGGAGAUUUACAUGGGUUGUCUCAACCAACUGUAAGCCGCAUUUGUGCCAGAGUAGCUCGCGCGAUAGCUCGGCACUCAGCGACUUAUAUUAAAAUGCCUCAGACUCUGAUAGAACAACAAACAGUUAUCAGAGAAUUUCAAGAAAUCAGGAAUUUUCCUUCUGUACUGGGCUGCAUUGACUGUACUCAUAUUAAAAUAAAGAAAUAUGGCGGUGAUGCAGCUCAGUACUACAUAAAUAGAAAGGGAUUUUAUUCGAUGAAUGUCCAGGUAACUUGUGAUGCUAAACUACGCAUCAGAGAUAUUGUUGCCAGAUGGCGUGGUAGUACCCACGACUCCCGCAUCUUUAAUGAGUCCACCCUUAAAGAGCGCUUCGAGCGCGGAGACUUUAAGGGGCGACUCUUAGGAGAUUCGGGGUACCGCCUGGAAAGAUAUCUAUUCACGCCCAUUCUGAGACCUCAAAAUGCACGUGAAGAAAAUUACAAUCGUGCUCAAAUUGCUACACGGAACUGUGUAGAACGUUGCUUUGGCGUGUGGAAGCAACGGUUCCAAAGUUUGUUGUAUGGAGUCACUGUUCACAUGCACAAUGUAAAACCUACAAUUGUGGCUCUUGCAGUUUUGCAUAAUAUUGCAAUAGACCAACAGGACCCUGUUCCAGAAAAUGAUGGUAAUGUCCAUAUUGUUCAGGAGGAUGACUCUGCAGCACAUUCGAAUGAGGCUGGAAGAGGAAGAAUGGGAAAUAGUGCUUUUCUGCGUGCGUUUAUUGACCAACAUUUUAGCUAGUAAAUUAAUUAAAAAAUAUGUUAU
Maniola jurtina (meadow brown) is the source of this 1399-nucleotide messenger RNA. RefSeq names its product putative nuclease HARBI1. NCBI's taxonomy places the organism in Eukaryota, Metazoa, Arthropoda, Insecta, Lepidoptera, Nymphalidae. Bases 320 to 1375 code for a protein of 351 amino acids. The transcript is spliced from 4 exons. The record is from RefSeq and is a predicted model, not a curated record.